UUCUUGAUCAACACUGCUACCAAACAAGUCCUUGACCAGCAGAGGACUUGCCCAGACUUUUACCUAAUUAUUUCGGACCCAUUAAUGUUAAAGAAUUAAUAUAUCUGAAAUAGAAAAGCAAGAAAAGAAAGCCAGCAGAAAGCUUAACAUGCUGGCAUAUUUUUGGGUUUGGUCUUUCUUUUUCUGACAUUUAAUGGAAUCUUGGGUUUCGAAGGUUUUGGGUUCAUCGGCCUAAAUUUUAUUUCGUCUUCAAUUGAGAUGUACCAAGUAACUGAAAUUGAUAGAAGUAUGGAUAUGUCUUGAAGUUUGAACAUUGCAGGUGGCGGUGGUGAACCCGUGUGUGUCUGUGAUUCUGUGCUUGUGCUGUGUCUGAACAGACGCAGCCUUAAUUAUGGAUGUCGGGUGCGAGAAAAGGCCCUGAGUUGCAUCGAAUAAAAGCGUAAAUCCUACACAUAAUUUAAAAUUAAAAAUAAACUUUUAUUUAAAACUUAGUGGACUCACCUAUUCCUUUUCAGCAGAGUGACGCCCACUCCAUAUACAAACAUUUUCAAUUAUAAGGUCGGACAAAAACAGAGACACCCCACGUAUAAAAACUCUCUAUCUCUUCUCUUCUCUUCUCUGUCCCUUUUGCAUAGUAUGCAAAAAGAAAAUCAGAGAAAAAGAGAGAGAAGCAGACUUUUCUAGAGAGACUUCAAUAAUCUUCUAUUACAUGAAAUGGCAAUUUCAGGGGCAGAAACGCAAUCAAAUUCAGCUACCAAGCCUGGCCCUCAAGUCGAAGUAGAGUCAAUCAAAUGCUACUCGUGCGGUUUCAGAGAAGAGUGCACUCCUGCUUAUAUUUCUCGCGUCCGUGAGCGCUACCAUGGGCGGUGGAUUUGUGGGCUUUGCAUUGAAGCUGUGAAAGAUGAGGUUCUGAGAUCAGAUAGGCUCAUAUCUACUGAAGAAGCCCUAAACAGGCACAUCAGUUUCUGUAACAAGUUUAGAUCGUGUACUCCCGACAACCAAACGGAGCAUCCUAUCGUUGUCAUGGGCAGGAUUCUUCGCAGGAGUUUGGAUUCUCCGCGAGCUAUUCGAUCUAAUUCUAGCAGUGUUUUGCCUGAAGUUGAUGUUGAAAAGAUUAAGUAUAUGUGGAAAUCAAGAAUGACAGAAUAAAGGAAAAUGAAAAUGGUAAAUUAGUAAGACUAUAGCUGGUUUCGAGUCUAUGUUCUCGAGGUCUGCUGAAUGACUUAAAUUGGAAAAUAUUAUACAAAAUAAGGAAAAGGUUGGCAAAGAAAGGAAGCAGAUGACAGAGUGAAGAUGCUCGGAAAAUUUCCUUACGGCAAGAAAGACAAUGGUUACGUUUGCAGAAGGUGGCCAGGCCAGGUACAGGAACCUCAGCACGUUUCUGCUGUACUAGGAGCUUGGCCUUAGCCACUUUGACGGUAAGUAGCCAAAGCAAAACAAUUUAUCAUUGCUAUGAACCUUCUAGCCACACGUCGCUGGAUUCAUCUAGAUAUAUAAAACGGUUAAAUAUAUAUUUUUAAAGUAAUUUUCAUGUAAUAUUAUUAUUU
Manihot esculenta (cassava) is the source of this 1547-nucleotide messenger RNA. RefSeq lists its product as uncharacterized. NCBI's taxonomy places the organism in Eukaryota, Viridiplantae, Streptophyta, Magnoliopsida, Malpighiales, Euphorbiaceae. Bases 715 to 1149 code for a protein of 144 amino acids. The record is from RefSeq and is a predicted model, not a curated record. The transcript has 2 exons.